AAGAGAAAGUUCAAUCUCUCCUGUUGGCUGUGCGGCGCAUAUGCUUUGGAGGUCUCCCCCAGGCUUGCCUUUAAAGCCCCCUUUGUAUGCGUGCGUUUGUGUAUGACAAGGGUCCGUCUAUUUUGGCGGUUUGUGAUUGGACAGCGCAAUUUCCCAUCCAAGGCUUUCCUCCGCAUCCACGUGAUCUUAUAUACGGAUUUCGCAGCAAAGCGGAUUCACGAACAUCACAUCCUCGACAAUGUCUUAUCCAGGUAAACUGUGACCGCUUAUGCGUUAUAUAGUGUGUGUAUGGAGAGAAUGGUGUUAAAUUCAAUACGGCUUGGGAAGCUCUAUCUCCAGAACUCGCUUUUGCGAUAUGUUUGCUG
Molecule: messenger RNA, 365 nt
Organism: Kickxella alabastrina
Lineage: Eukaryota; Fungi; Kickxellomycota; Kickxellomycetes; Kickxellales; Kickxellaceae
Exons: 1
Source: RefSeq, a predicted model, not a curated record